AUGGGCGGUGGAAACGAUCCAACCCGCCGUGGAUGGGGCGACGAUGUACGUGCGAUGCUGGAAGGCCAGGGGAAGCAAGCCGGCCAGGCAAGUACGUCGCAUUCGGCGAUGGAGAGUACCUUUGCUGGGCCUAGCCGUACGUCUUCGUCGGCGGCCGCGUUCCGAUCGCACGCCGCCACUUCGUCGCAGGGCGACGUGGAGUUUGCUCAGUUUCACCAAGGCACUCACCCGUCCAAUGCCAACCCAGCAUUUAUGGAGCAGGCUUGGCAGCAAAGUGUGCCGUCGGCAUCCACAGCGCCAAGCGCCUCAGCGACACAGGACUACGCAGCUGCACAGCGCGAUGGUGAUGCGUUUAUGGCAGCGUUAAUGGCUGAAGAAGCGACAGGAAGACCGAACGACGAUGUAGUCACAGUCACACCAGCCUCCGUCGCGCCUGUGGUGGGCUUGGUCGAAGAGUGGCGUCCUCCCUCGCCUUCGCAGGGCGAUCAAAUGACGCGGGAGCAGUACCUCUUGCAUGUACACUUGGCGGAAGUCCAGACGGGCGUGAGCCAUGAGCAGCCGUACCGGCAGGCGGAAGGCGUCGAGCCGCCUCCUGAUGAUGCACGCUUAGCCGAGGGCGUGUAUGCGCCUACCGCCGAGCAAGCGCUCGAGACAGUGUUGGAUACCCAAGGCACACGCGAAGCGCGCGUGCAGGAAUUUCGUACUACGACAGAGGGCAGUGUGCCUACCUCGGCGUAUACCCAGAUUCGUGGGCAGGCCAUAGUGGAUCGGUUGCGUGGCUGGCUGGUUCGUGAAGGGUUCACUGAUGAAGUCUACGGCUUGCCGCCACUGGUCGCCAAGACGUUUGGCGAGGCUACGGCGUCCUCCGAGGAUCAGCAGACGGAAGAGCGACGUGCCACGGCGAUUCGUCGUCUGGAUGCGCUGUACAAGCACUUGUCUCUCUCGCCUGCUGGCAGCCGUAGCGGCGCUGCGGAAAUGGAGGCGUGGCUCCAAUCGAACGGUUCAUAG
This is a messenger RNA of Malassezia pachydermatis, 1008 nucleotides long. RefSeq lists its product as hypothetical. The record is from RefSeq and is a predicted model, not a curated record. NCBI's taxonomy places the organism in Eukaryota, Fungi, Basidiomycota, Malasseziomycetes, Malasseziales, Malasseziaceae. Bases 1 to 1008 code for a protein of 335 amino acids. The transcript has a single exon.